Molecule: messenger RNA, 2412 nt
Organism: Triticum aestivum (bread wheat)
Lineage: Eukaryota; Viridiplantae; Streptophyta; Magnoliopsida; Poales; Poaceae
Exons: 2
Coding region: 103-2412 (769 amino acids)
Source: RefSeq, a predicted model, not a curated record
UCAUCUCAGCCAGGACAUAAAUAUUGUACUCCCAGGCUGCGCACCACGGGGCUGCAAAUCUUGGUGCCCUCAAUCGCGCGGCCGCUUGUGUCAACAUAUAUAAUGGGCGGAAAUUCUACCCAAGUGUGCUCCACCGAUGAAAUGGCUUUCUUCAUCAAGCACGUGAGAUGGGUGGUCUUGCGUCUCAAUGCUCUCCUGGUGACUAAUGCCAUCUUGAUGGCAGUCAUAGCCGGGUUAGGCACCUAUGGGCAUCACUAUCGCCACCAUCCUUUGAUCCGCUUCCUCUACCUAGGAGCCAUCACCUUGUUCCUACCCAUUGUAUCUGAUGUCGUCUCCACCAUCCCAAAUCCUUACACCAUCACUGUUUAUCCAAAACACGACCGAGUCAUAUUAUCAAACUGUGAAGCAGACGGCCAUGUCUUCCUGGUCAUAUUGUGGAUCGGUCUUGUUCAGAUCGUUGGUGCCAACGCCACAACAAUAGUGGCCAGUGAUUCUAGAGAAGGUCGAAGCAUUGCACCCUCUGCAGUGCAACUUGUUAAAGCAAUCUGGACUUCCUACCUGGCCUACAUGAUGAUAGAAUCAGGCCUAGAGCCAUAUGGAUAUAAUGUCAAAUGGUCUCAAGAUCGGCAGCUUUCUCUCCUAGAUAUUCUCCUCCUUGCACUACCAUAUGCUCUUAUUUUGUCCAAAUUGCUUUUGAAGUACUAUGCAUGGUACAAGGCCUCGCGAUCAUUAGCGUUUGGACGCAAUCCGCGCCUCAUUGUUGGAUACAUGGAGAAGCUACAAGUAGGAACCCAUUAUGCUGAGUUGGCAAUAAGUGAGCAUGAUGUACCUCCUCCACUCAUAGUUAUGGGAGAGGACACUGUAUUGGUAGAGAAGCAACCUCAUGGUUACAGCCUGGCAGGGAUGAACAUCAACAAUGGCUUACUGACCAUCGACAGAGUUUGGCAGUUGGAUGACACAUUAUUGCUUUGGAGAUCAAAAGAUUUGUGCCUUGCAUUCGCAUUGUUCAAGAUGCUACGGUGUCGGUUUGCAAGGUACACAAUUAAUGAGGCUGGCUUUGCGAAAGCCAGUAACUUUAUACGGCAUGUGUUGCUCGAGGAUAGUGAUGAUGAAAGGGUUCUUGGCUUGAUUACAAAUGAGCUUUCGUUUCUUCAUGAUUACUAUUUUUCAUAUCUCCCAGUCACUUAUUCAGAGAGUUGGCUACCCUUCUUGAGUGUAUCUAUUUCACUCUCAAGCAUCGGCUACUGCUUAUUUGUCAUCACCUUUUUGGUAACAACUUUCCGAGGUUACAGUGCUCUAGAUUAUGAGCAGAUUUAUUGUCAUCCGGUACACUGCCAUCCUGUAUCCGGUUCUACAUAUACGUAUAGGAGUGAGAGUAAAGCAGAGGUGAGUUUUGGAAGAUUGUUGUUUGACUUUUUGCCAGUGUGUCUACUUGGGACACUAGGUGUGCUUGUUGAAGCGAGGGAGAUUGCUUCUUACAUCUGCUCCAACUGGACUAAAGUAGCCCUGAUUUGUGGCUAUGUAAAGCAUACUUCUUGGCAGCAAUCUCCGACGAUCCGUAAAUGCAUUGGCCAUGUUCUGCACACCAGGUGCAAGCUCUUGGAUCGAUGGGAGGACAAGAUGUACCAGUGCUCAAUCCUAGUUCUCCACCCAAGUAGAAAUCCAAUUGCUCUUCUUCGACGUAUCCUUCAUCUGCCGGACCUGAAGAUGAAGAUACCAAGAGCAGUGAACGCCGCCGUCCUCGACGUGGUGAGAAUGAACCAAAGAAAUAAGCUCAGAAACAAUGGCGCAACACCUCGACAGCUGCAAGUCGGCAGCGACCUCCUCUGGACAUUCCAUGAAGCCAAGGGCGCAGCCGAUGCCAUGCUCGUGUGUCACGUUGCCACAAGCAUCCUUGUAAUGACAAGAUCACGAGAGCAACUUCCCUCCGACCAUGAGAUCGUCGCCACUCACCUCUCGCGAUAUUGCGCCUAUUUGGUGGCAUGUUGUCCCAAGCUCCUUCCCGACGACCACGUGUGGUGCAGGAGCUUGUAUAAGGCUGUCAAGAAGGACGCUGGGCGUGUCCUCGCCGGCCACGACAUUACGGUGUCGUCGUUGGAAGCGGAGCACCGGCGGCUGGUGGAGCUGCUGAGGGCACGGUCCAAGCACCAGGUCCUCAAGGAUGGUGCGGAGCUCGGGCAACGGCUUGCUGAGCUGCCGGAAGGAGAGGAGGUGGCGUGGAAGGCCCUCGCCGGCUUCUGGACGGAGAUGAUCGUCAGCGUCGCCGCUACUCGUGACAACAUCGACGAGCACGCGGAAGCCGUUGCCCGGGGCGGGGAGCUGGUAACUCUCCUCUGGGCGUUGCUGGCCCAUGUCGGCAGCGUCGACGACUACACGGCCGCUGCCACUCAUGGUGCUCCCGAUGUUGUUUAA